AUGGGCAUAGAGACGCUUCCUGAUGUCGAGGAAUCGACAGAGCCUCCUAUAUGUGCCCUAAGGGAGUACACUUCAAAUUCACAGGGAACUGCGACCCUAAGCUUUGAGCCCUGUAACGUCAAUGAAAAGCCAACGCGGGCGCCGACCAUUCACAGUCUGCCCUCCAGCGCUGACCUGCACGCAUCACCCGAGCCCUUGCAAAGCCUUGAAGACCAGAUUAGGAAUACCCAUCUUCUGGAGCCAGCUAGAAUCGCUGAGCUCCUACAAACAGACCUCAACCAUGGACUGUCCAAUGCAGAAGCCAACGAGCGCCUCGAGAGAGAUGGACCUAAUUCCGUCCAAGAAGUCAAGGGCAUCGCCAUCUGGGGGAUACUGUUAAGGCAGGUGUCUAACAGCUUGACCAUAGUUCUACUCAUAACCAUGGCCCUGUCCUUCGGAAUCAAUGAUUACAUCGAAGGUGGAGUCAUAACAGCAGUGAUCCUCCUGAACAUCGUUGUGGGCUUCUUUCAAGACUACCGAGCAGAAAAAACCAUCCUGUCGCUGCACCGACUCUCAGCACCAGUAUGCAAAGUCAUCCGAGACGGCCGAGUGAAUACCGUCAAGGCCGAGUCCUUGGUGGUUGGGGACAUAGUACGAUUGGCAGUUGGGGACAUUGUACCCGCAGAUCUACGACUCUUCGAGGGAAUGAACGCUUCCAUGGACGAAGCCCUUCUCACGGGCGAGUCUCUGCCCGUCCUCAAAACACCCAAUACUACACUGGUAUCCCUGGACAUCCCCAUCGGCGAUCGCACAAACAUGGCAUAUUCUGGAUGCAGCACUACUCAGGGUCGUGCAACGGGAGUUGUGGUUGCCACGGGCAUGAAUACGGAGGUCGGAAAAAUUGCACAAUUGCUUCAAGAGAAUGGCCGUUCUUGCGACGGAAGCGCAACUGCGCGGGCAUGGCAGCGUCUUAAGUCCUCAGGAGCGAAGAUCCUAGGCCUGGUUGGUACUCCGUUACAGGUCAAGUUGAGCAAAUUUGCCCUACUGCUGUUCGCUCUUGCGAUUUUACUGGCCAUCAUUGUCUUCUCAGUCAAUCUGUGGGACGUCCAAGGCGAAGUCUUGAUAUACGGAAUCUGUGUAGCGGUGGCCGUGAUUCCGGAAUCAUUGAUCGCAGUGCUUACGAUCACGAUCGCCGUGGGCACAAAGGCUAUGGCUAGGGGAAAUGUCAUUGUGCGAAAACUGCAAUGUUUGGAAGCCGUCGGUGGUGUUACAAAUAUCUGCUCUGAUAAAACUGGAACUUUGACCCAGGGCAAGAUGAUCGCUCGUUCUGCGUGGAUCCCCGGGGCAGGAACAUUGUCGGUUCGCCAGACGACGGAUCCAUAUGACCCGACCAGCGGAGUCGUUCAUUUGGACGAGAUUGAUUGGAAAUCGGAUUACCCUGUCGACCAGCACCCGGCUCUGCAUACCUUUCUCUCUUCUAUUUCACUCUGCAACCUAUCAACGGUGCAUCAUGACAAUAAUGUUUGGACGGCUGUCGGUGAGCCCACCGAGAUAGCCCUGCAUAUCCUUGCCAUGCGCUUCGAUUUUGGCAAGAGCGCCGUGAUGACCCAACGUGGGAUUCAGCUGCAUACCGAGUAUCCCUUUGACUCGGCGAUCAAGAAAAUGACAGUUGUGUAUCGGAAUCCUGUGGAAAAGGCGAAUGAGACCUACACAAAGGGAGCACCUGAAGCGAUUAUUCCCUCGCUGUCGAUUUCCGAUGACCAGCGACGUCUCAUUCGUGAAACUGCGGACAGAAUGGCAGGAGAUGGCCUCCGUGUUCUCUGCAUCGCCUACAAAAGAUCAUCCAUCGACGAUGAUAAAGAAGUAUCCCCACGAAGUGCCGCUGAAUCGAAUUUACAAUUCGGUGGCCUUGUUGGACUUUACGAUCCUCCUCGAAUUGAGACAGCAGCCGCGGUGCGCAAAUGCCAGAUGGCAGGCAUUACAGUCCACAUGUUGACAGGCGAUCAUAUCAAGACAGCAACGGCAAUCGCCUCCGAAGUCGGAAUCCUCGAUCGGGUCGCGGCGAUUGCAAAAUCAAGACAUCUAGUCAUGGCUGCGGAUGAGUUUGACAAGUUGACGGAUGAAGAAGUUGACCAGAUUGAAGAAUUGCCUUUGGUCAUUGCACGUUGUAGUCCUGCAACCAAGGUUCGCAUGGUUGAAGCAAUGCAUCGUCGUCAAGCCUUUUGUGUGAUGACUGGUGAUGGAGUCAACGAUUCACCUGCCCUGAGGAGAGCAGAUGUUGGCAUUGCUAUGGGGAAAAACGGCAGUGACGUGGCCAAAGAGGCUGCUGAUAUGGUUCUCACGGAUGACAACUUUUCGUCAAUUGUCAAGGCAGUUGAAGAGGGACGAAGAUUGUUUGACAAUAUCCAGAAGUUUCUCAUGCAUUUGCUCAUUUCCAACAUUGCGCAAGUGAUUCUGCUUCUCAUCGCUCUCGCAUUCAAGGAUACUGGGGGAGAUUCUGUGUUUCCACUCUCUCCACUUGAGAUUCUCUGGGCAAACUUGGUGACAUCCUCGUUCCUAGCUGUUGGACUAGGUCUCGAGGAGUCUCAACCAGAUAUCAUGUAUCGCCCGCCCCAUGAUCUGCGCGUCGGAGUAUUCACACGCGAGCUCAUCGUUGACAAGAUGAUAUACGGAACCUUCAUGGGUUCCUUAUGCCUAGUCGCAUUCGUGUGUGUCAUCUACGCCGCAGGAACUGGUACCUCAGAUCUAGGUGACGGAUGUAACCAGGGCUACAAUCCAACCUGCGACACUGUCUUCCGAGCACGCGCCACAACAUACGCAACUCUGACUUUCCUUUUACUCGUCACGGCAUGGGAAGUGAAAAAUUUCUCACGAUCCUUAUUCAACAUGGAUCCCAUCCGAUUCCCCCAACGGCUCUCCAUCUUCCCCACGCUCUGGCAAAACCGCUUCUUGUUCUGGGCUGUCUUGGCCGGGUUUGUAAUUGCCUUCCCCGUGAUCUACCUUCCAGUUGUGAACCAGCUUGUUUUCAAGCAUCACGCCAUUACGUGGGAAUGGGGCGUUGUGUUUGGUUGCACGGUGACGUACUUGUUCUGUGUCGAAAGCUGGAAGGCUGUUAAGCGCGCAUUUGGUAUUGGGAGUGGUAAGAAUGCUAUUCUCACUUUGGAAGAUGCGGAGACUCGGGCUGGAUUAAACACACCGACACCAAUGUCGAUGAGUGCCAAUGCAAGUGUGGAGUUGAAGUGA
This is a messenger RNA of Penicillium daleae, 3222 nucleotides long. Its product is annotated as putative potassium/sodium P-type ATPase. NCBI's taxonomy places the organism in Eukaryota, Fungi, Ascomycota, Eurotiomycetes, Eurotiales, Aspergillaceae. Gene Ontology annotation, biological process: calcium ion transmembrane transport; intracellular calcium ion homeostasis. Gene Ontology annotation, molecular function: ATP binding; P-type calcium transporter activity; ATP hydrolysis activity. The record is from RefSeq and is a predicted model, not a curated record. The transcript has 5 exons. Bases 1 to 3222 code for a protein of 1073 amino acids. Gene Ontology annotation, cellular component: plasma membrane.